AUGGAAUCCAGCAAUGAAGAAACUAUACAACAAUACACACCAAAGUUUUGGUUAAGGGAUGAUGGUAUUGGAGACAGCAGUAUUAGCAAUACAGAUAAUAAUGGUUUUAUUUCAAAUACAAAUAUUUAUACAAUUUUAAAGAAAUAUCAAGUAAUUUUUAAAGAGAUUACAAAUUUAGUUUCGACAUGGGAAUAUACAGAAGCAAAUAUAUCAGUAGUUUUUGAAAAUGUUUUAUCAUUUUUAGAAAGAUUGAAUUUAUUAAAUGUAUCACCAUUAUCUAGCAACAAUAACAAUGAAUCAUCAAAUGAUUUAUCAAUAAAAAAUGAUUAUUUUAAUGUAUUUAAUAAUAGUAACAGAGGCAAUAAUAAUAAUAAUAAUAAUAAUAAUAAUAAUAAUAAUAAUAAUAAUAAUAAUAAUAAUAAUAAUAAUGAUAAUAAUAAUAAUAAUAAUAAUAAUAAUAAUAAUAAUAGUAAUAAAAAUAGCGAGUUGAUCGAAAUGGAACUAAAAUUAAAAAUAAUAAAUAAGUUAGAAGAAUCAAUGUCCUCAAUAUGUAAAUAUCAAAAUGAAUUUAAAUCAGUAGUCGAUAGUUGUUUAAGAUUUAGAACCGAAAUCGAUCAAUAUUGGAAUUCAAAUGUUUUUCCCAAUGUAAUAAAUAAUAGUUAUAAUAAUAGUAAUAAUAAUAAUGUAGAUAAAAAUUUAUACUCCAAAAUCAAUGAAUUAAAUCUUGGUAGUUUUAAUAAUACAUCAGUAGCUCAAAUAGAUCAAUGGUUGCAUUAUAUUGUAAAUAGUUUUAAAAUGGAAUUCCAAAGAAAGAGUAUAAUUUUAAAAGAUUUAGAAUAUACAAAACCCCGUGACCAAAUCUCUUUAAUUUUCAAAAACUAUAAUGACAACUCGACCAUUUCACUUAAUAACAUUAAAGAAAUUAUACCCAAGGUUGUUGGUGUUAUUAAAGAUCCAAAAUAG
This is a messenger RNA of Dictyostelium purpureum, 963 nucleotides long. RefSeq lists its product as uncharacterized. Bases 1 to 963 code for a protein of 320 amino acids. The record is from RefSeq and is a predicted model, not a curated record. Lineage: Eukaryota; Evosea; Eumycetozoa; Dictyosteliales; Dictyosteliaceae. The transcript has 2 exons.